UUGAAAGGGAACAGGAAGACAUCUGACAGUUCACUAGCUACAAGGAAGCUAACUUAGUCUAAAGUCUUGUAGAUACUAAACGAAGUUAGUUUAAACGUAAUGUUUUAAAUCUGCUCUUGGUAUGAUGUUUGAGGCCAGGAUUGGAAUCAAGGACUACAUUCUGAACUAACAUCUAUCUGAUUUGGCAGGACUCAGUCUGAUGAGGGGACACCUACAGCUGGCAGGAUGCAGCAGAAAAGGAACAUCCAGAUCAUUGAGUGGGAGGACCUUGACAAGAGGAAGUUCUACUCUUUUGGGGUGUUCAUGACAAUGACCAUCCGUGCCACUGUUUACCCGGCAACACUUAUCCGCACUCGGCUGCAGGUGCAGAGGGGCAAAUCGCUCUACAACGGCACUUUUGAUGCUUUCUUCAAAAUCCUACGUGCUGAAGGCAUCAGGGGCCUGUACCGUGGCUUCAUGGUCAACUCUUUCACGCUCAUCUCAGGCCAGGCUUACAUAACCACCUACGAGCUUGUGAGGAAGUAUGUGUCCCAGUAUACCAAGGACAAUACAGUUAAGUCACUAGUGGCGGGGGGCUCAGCCUCCUUGGUAGCUCAGAGCAUCACAAUUCCCAUAGAUGUUGUCUCUCAGCAGCUGAUGAUGCAGGGCCAAGGAGAGCACCUCUCGCGCUUUAGACUCAGUUCUGACACCACAAAGCCCAAGAAGGUGUUUGGCCAAACCAGAAACAUUAUGGCUCAGAUUUUUGCUGCUGAUGGUUUCCGGGGUUUCUACAGAGGAUAUUUUGCCUCUUUACUCACCUACAUCCCAAACAGCGCCGUCUGGUGGCCUUUCUAUCAUUUUUAUGCCGAGCAACUCUCGAUACUGGCUCCCAGUGACUGCCCUCAUCUGAUUCUCCAAGGCAUGGCUGGACCUUUGGCUGCUGCUACUGCCUCCACAGUAACAAACCCAAUGGAUGUGGUUAGAGCCAGAAUACAGGUUGAAGGCAGGACCUCAGUCAUGGAGACUUUCAGGCAGCUGAUCAAAGAGGAGGGCUUCUGGGGAUUGACCAAAGGACUGUCGGCACGUAUCAUUUCAUCCACACCCACUGCCAUCGUCAUGGUUGUUGGUUACGAGGCGCUAAAAAAACUGAGUUUGCGACCAGAGCUGGUGGACUCGAGACACUGGUAAAAGAUACGACAGAUGGACCACAUGUAAUCUUAGCCCUCAGUGCUGAAUUAGACUUCCAGUGAAAGCAGUGGUGAGAUAAAAUGAAGUCUGAGGGAACAAAAUGGCAACAUGCCACAUUAACCGUCAUCACAGCAUCAGUCUCAGCUGUUGAUUUUUAUGUAUGACCUUGUUUUUAGAGUCAAAUAAUUAAUCAAAACACAACUUGGCAGAAACAUGAACACUGGGGUUGAAAUAUAUUGAUUCAUAUAUUCAUGUUAAUAUUGAUUUGCAUUUUUAUGUCAUAAAAUAAUGACAGAUUAGGAUAUAAACUAUAUAGCUGCGUGUUAAAGUAUUGACGCCAUGAUGCGUAACCAACACACAGGACACAGGAGCUAAGUUUGUGUCACUUAGGUAAAUGAGGCAGAAAAGGACCAACAGCUCCAGUUUCUUUGAGCAAAACCUCUGCUUUUCUUUCUUUGUUGUGUACUUUGUUGCAGUGGAGAGAAAGGUUUACAAAGUGAUAUAAACUAGUUUCCUGUUUUAUUAGAGCAACAAAAGGUUUCACAAAAGGGCAAAAUGCAGGGUACAACCUGCACAGGUCACCAGUCCAUACAGCAACCAUCACCUCUCACAUUCACACCUACUGUCAAUUUAGAGUUUCCCAUUUACAGCUACAUAUUUUUGGACUGAGGGAGGAAACCAGAGAAAACCCACAUGCACACAGGGAGAACAUGCGUUGACCUUCUUGCUGUGAGGCAACAGUGGUAGCCACUACUCUGCUGUGUGAGAUUUAUUGUGAUAUGAUUUUAUCCAAUAAUUUGUCUUUAUCUAUACAUCUAUUUUAUUUAAAGCUUACAUUGCCCCUCCCUGAGGAACACUUGAACAUACAUCAGUUUCUUAAGAUUUAACUAGCAUGACAGACCAUGUGUGGGGGAAAAAAAAAGAUGUGCACGUUCAUCCCAUCUUAAUAUGGACGGGUCAGGUGUAUGACCUACUGCAGUCAGCUACCAGGGGCAUUUGAUAUUAUGGCUUCACUUUCAAUAACAUAACAUAAAUACUGACCAUUAAAGGUCUACUGUGUAACAUUUAUGGCAGUUUUUACUAUACAGUUCUAGCAGGAUUCUACUCACUUUUUUUUUAACUUUUCCAUCUAUUUUCUAUCGCUGAUUGUGGGGGGUGUGGUGCCCAUCUCAGCUGACAUAGGGGCGAUAGGUACACCCUGGACAGAUCGCCAGUCCACAUAUAGAGACAAACAAGCAUUCACUCUCACGAUCAAUUUAGAGUGAUCCAUUUACCUAAUCCCCAUAUUGCUUUUUUUUGGACUGUGGGAAGAAGCUGGAGAACACCCACGCACACAUGGGGAGAACAUUCAAACUCCAGAAAGGCCCUCGUUUCAACUGGGGCUUGAACCCGCGUCUUCUUGCUACAAAGGCAAGAGCGCUAACCACUACACCAACCGUGUCCCAUUUGAGAUAAUACCUGGUACUUUCUUAGUACCUGUAGAUCAGUUUAAAAAAUUUAAAAAUCCUGAAAACGUGGGUUAAUCUCCAACAUUUAGGACAUUUCUAAAAUCUCAAUAUUUAACAGCAGAGUCUGGUGUAUUUAGCGACAGCACUGCUGAAAGCCGGCGAUUAUGGGCAGAAUCAAAACCCGUUCAGCCGUAUUUCAGUUCAGUGAUUGUGUCAGUCUAUGUGUCACAUAUACAGUAGACGCUACUGCCGCCCACGUCGAGGAGCUACUAUGCAGUAAUGGAAAACGAUGUGCCUGAUAGCACAAAGAGUAGAAUCGAGUCAAGUAGAGCCGAGUAGUGCUAGAAGUGUAAAAUGGAAAAGCGCCAUUUCUGUUGUACAAGUGUAUAAUCUAAAAAUAUUUUUGUUUUUUCUUGUAAUUUUGAGAGAGAGGACUUUCUGGAAUGUGAAGGCCACAGUAGCUGUGCUUGAGUGAGUGAUGUGCUUGGGGAAAGGACAGGGGUGAUGAGAUGAAUCCUCUGUCCUCUGAGUCAAUCUGCUCAGUCUCACCUUUAGAUGUAAAUAACUCUUACACAGGGGAAAAACUCACACCCACACAUGGAGUUUGCUUGUGUCGCUGCUGAAACAGGGUUGUUGCGUUUUAGUAUGAAUGUACUGAGAUUUCAGUAUUGUUUUAACACUGGAUAUGCAGACAAAUUGUUGCAUAUUGUAGGAUUAGUUUUCUAUAUUGUUUAACACGUCUGUUUAAAAUCUCUCCCCCACACUCACCAAAGUGGCUGCUGUGUCAAUUCCUGAAUUCAGAACUAAUACAUUUUAAAAAUUCUUUUAAAAUGCUGAACCUGCAUGAGAGGAAACUUAGAUGUUCUGUAAUCAGUGGCAUUUUUUAUGUUGUAGAUUUAUUUGUCCAUUUUUUCCCUGAAGUCGAAACUAAAUGAGUUGACAAUUUCCAUUUUCCAAGACAUUAAACAUUCAGUGCAACAGUUUAUCAGCUUUUAUUUAACGUACUAAUUUGCUGUCUUGUUGGCACUGUAGAAUUCAUUGCAGUAAUGAAGCUGGUUAAUAAAUUACUGAUUAUGUGGACAGGUAAUUUUCAGGAACUUUCCAUUGCGUUGGUCUCCCAGUUAAAACCUAUGAGGCAAAGGUGAAGCACCUGUUGCUUUACUACUGUGAUAGUAGCUGUUGAGUGCAAUAAUGCGAAUGUUUCCAAGAAAAAUAUGAUUGUGUGUGUAUAUAUAUCUAUCUUGUAAAUCAUGUGAAUAUUCUGACUACAAAAGUGUCAAAACUGCUGUUUGUUUUUCAUUUGUUUCACCUGAAUAACUCAGUAUUGUGGCUCAUGCAGUUUAUGUAUUUUUGGGGAUGUCAUUGAUUUCGGUUUGUUAUUUUAAGUGCUAUUUCCAUUGAUCUUUAUUAUUACUAAUCACAGGUGUUGUUAGAUGUUGUUUCCUACAUAUAGAAAAACAUGGUAAGGGGCAGUUAUACUUUGACUGGAAGCACAAUCCUAAAUUUGAAAGCAGGUGAAGCCAUAAGGUCCAAUAAUGACCUCCUUAAAUUGUUUAUA
Molecule: messenger RNA, 4173 nt
Organism: Solea solea (common sole)
Lineage: Eukaryota; Metazoa; Chordata; Actinopteri; Pleuronectiformes; Soleidae
Product: solute carrier family 25 member 44-like
Exons: 4
Coding region: 226-1167 (313 amino acids)
Biological process (GO): branched-chain amino acid catabolic process
Cellular component (GO): mitochondrion
Molecular function (GO): branched-chain amino acid transmembrane transporter activity
Source: RefSeq, a predicted model, not a curated record